UGGAACAUUUUGUUGGCAGUUGUCUUGGGGGAAUUAUGCAUCGUUUAACAUUGUUAAUGACAUUUUGAACAAAAUCUCUUAUUUUUGUUUCAAACAUAAAUGUGCAGUUACCCCAAGGCCACAAUUAUCCGCUAAAGAAUGAAGUCUUGGAAGAUCAUUGGUGCUUUGCUAGCAUCUUGGUUGGUUAUUCUAAUUUAUAUGAGUAACUCAUUUAGUUCAGACAACAAUAAUGCCAAUGAUUUGGAAAGACAGUUAAAGAGAGCACUCAGGGAGUUGGAACAAUUAAAGACUCAAAACAAUCAAUUAAAAUCAGUAGCUGAAGAUUUAAGAAAGGUGAAAUUAAAGUCUGGUGGAAGCAGUCAGCUUAAAGAAAUAGAGGAUAGAUUUAAUAAAAUAGACAAUGAAAACUCCAAGGCUGAAGUCAAAGAUACAUGUCGAGCUGGUGUUUACUCCUUGGCACAUGAACUACAACAGAGGAAGGUUGACAGAGAUAUUACUGAGUUCUGGUUCUAUAUGAAUACUAAACUUGAAAGAUUAAAAACUAAUGGAAAUCAUGAAGUAGCUGGAGAUAUCCUAAAACGUGCUCAAGAUUAUCAAAGAACAUUAAGAAAUGAUAUGCAGUCAUUGUAUGAUACUGAUGAAAUGGACAAAUGGAGAGAGAAAGAAGGAAAAGAGCUAGGAGAAUUAGUACAGAAAAGGCUUCACUAUAUUCAGAACCCAAAAGACUGUAGUAAGGCAAAGAAAAUUGUGUGCAAUCUCAGUAAGGGGUGUGGUUAUGGCUGUCAGUUACAUCAUGUGGCAUACUGUCUCAUCACUGCAUAUGCUUUAGAGAGAACAUUGGUAUUGGAGUCCAAAGGUUGGAGAUAUGCUGCAGCAGGAUGGGAGUCUGUCUUUCUACCAUUGAGUAACAAUUGUAUUGACAGACAGGGCCAAGGAGCUAGGCAUUGGUCAGAUCCAAGAAAUUUAGUGAAUGAGAUGGCAAUAGAGAUGCCAAUUAUUGACAGUUUACAUCCACGUCCUGAUUUCCUGCCUUUAGCUGUUCCUGAGGACCUGGCACCUCGUCUUACCAAAUUACAUGGGAAUCCAUCUGUAUGGUGGAUUGGUCAGAUAGUUAAAUAUCUGACACGUCCACAACCACAUCUACAAAAAGAUAUAGCAUCAGUUAAUCAAAGAUUGAAAUUUUCUGGUCCAAUUGUAGGAGUACAUGUAAGAAGAACAGAUAAGGUGGGAACUGAGGCAGCCUUUCAUGGUAUUGAUGAGUAUAUGAAACAUGUAGAAGAGUACUUUGAUUUAUUAGAGACCAGACAGACAGUAGAAAAACGGAAAAUAUUUUUAGCUUCAGAUGAUCCAUCAGUGGCUACUGAAGCUAGACAAAAAUAUCCUCACUAUGAGAUAAUAAAUGAUCCAGACAUUACCCAAUCAGCAGGACUCAACAAACGUUAUACUGAUGAAUCAUUACGAGGAAUCAUUUUAGACAUCCAUUUCUUAUCACUGUGUGAUUACUUAGUCUGUACCUUCUCAUCACAGGUUUGUCGUGUUGCGUAUGAAAUGAUGCAGACAAUGUAUGGUGACGCCUCACCAAAAUUUAAAUCGUUAGACGAUAUAUUUUACUUUGGUGGACAAAAUGCCCACAAUGAGGAGGUUGUAGAGAGACAUGUAGCACAAAGUAAUAUGGAAAUAGAUCUAGAACCUGGUGAUUUGAUUGGAAUAGCAGGGAAUCAUUGGGAUGGUUUUUCUAAAGGUUUAAAUAGACGGACAGGAAAAACAGGAUUGUAUCCUUCUUAUAAAACAAAAGAUCAUGUGACAACUUCUAAAAUGCCAUUGUAUCAUCAGGUUAGAUAACACCAAACUGUAUAGUUAUAGCUGAAGUUAAUAUUGGGCCAGGUGCUAUCGUGUUAUUAAAUAAUUUCCAUACAUAUUAAUUUAUUUUUUAGUCAGUUCAUUGUUAUUGUUAACAAAUUUUAUGUAUUUUGCAAGUUUUAAUUUUAAUAGCAAUUGCUAUUUUUAAACUACCACAAUUUUAUUCCAGAUUGCAUCCCUAGAAUUAGUCCCCCCUUUUUUUAAUUGAGUCUAUUUAAUAGGUAAUGAUCAGACAGAAUGACCUUUGUUUUGCUUUUAUAAUUAGAUCAACAUCAUUAUUUUUAAAAACACUUGUAUUUAAUCCAUAACUUUUUCUUUGUAACUGGUAUUUUCAGUUUACUUAAUCAAGUUGAAAAAUAGUUUAGUUGUACUCUCAGGUGAAACAGCGUGUUUCUUAAAACAGAUACCCAAGAUGAUUUUUUUUUUUGUAUUAUCAGGAAGGAAUAUUAACAAUAGUUUUAUUCAUGUAUAGAAAUGACAAAGUUAAGAUCACAGUUAAUUAUAUUCAUUAUUAACAAACAGCAUUGGACUUUAUCAGCAUUUUAUCUGCUUCAUGUCUAAUCAAGAUUACGUGCAAGGCUUUAGAUAUUUAGAGAACUUGAAAUCAUUUUCUGUGAUUUUUCUGUGUGUUGUAAUUUAUAUAUUGUUAUAUGAUUCUGUCAUCUCUAGUGGGAUGUUUAAUGUGAUAUGAUAUACUGUAGAUUCAGAAAUUAUUGCGUGCAUUUAUAUAUACUAUUGUUGAUAAAUGGACACAUAUUCAAAAUAAUUGUGAUUUCUGGAAAUGCUAUCAAAAUUUGAAAUGCAAGUUUUCAUUACUGCAACAUCCUAUCUUGUCUCAAUUUUUGCCAUAAUAAAAAAAAUCGCAAAUAUCUCUGAAUUUACAGUAUCUUUAAUGAGUUUUAAGUUUUUAUUGUGUCUGAAUAUGUCUUCUGCGAAAAGGAAAGUUCAAUAUUAGAAAGCUUAAAAAUAACUUCCACUUUUUUUUAAUAAAUGAUCAAUGAGAUCUACGAUUUUGAUUGUGAUAUUAAUCCACAUAUGAAUGUUAAGUCUCCCUUUCAAACUAUUGUCCUACUGGAGGUCUGUGGUUUUCUCCAGGCACCCUGGCUUCCACCACCAAUAAAAACUGACCACCACGAAAUAGCACAAUAGUGCUGAAAUUGGCAUUAAACACCAAUCAAUCAAACUAUUGUUUUAAGGCAAAGUAUACCAAAUUCGGCAUUAUUUAGGAUUUUCAUAAAAUUUUGUUAGCAUUAAGAUCUUGUUGAACUGCACCUAAAUAUUGAAAAUAUAUAUAUUGGUACCCCCACGGGUAGUAUUUAUGCUUCAUCUUAAAUUAUCAAUGAUCAUUAUAUGCAGGUCAAAUUCAAUGUUUGCUAUGGCGCUUUCUACUCUUCAGUAGUUAAGUUGAAAUUAAAAACAAAAUAAAAAAUUAUAUGGUAUUAAGAUGAUAUUUUCCCCUUUUUUUUAUGAUUUUCCUUAUUAUUUUGGGCAGUUGAUAAUUUUAGGAAAUAUGUAGACGUGUAAAAGAUCAGUUUCGGUAUAGCCAGCCACAAAAUUUGGAGAUCUAAAAUAAAAUUUCAUGUAUAUUCAACUUCUUUGAUCAUUAUAUUAUUAUAUACCUGAUUUUUUUCUGGUAUUUGUAUCAAUUCAACCUAUCCAGAUGGUUACCGGUAAAGUAAAUAUUAAAAUUUUUAUCAAUAUCAAACUAGCAAUUAGGGCAACAAAAAUAUAUGCUAUUUCCUGCUUCUUGGUAGAAAAAAUAGGGUGAAAAUAAGUAGGUAAAAGAAUUUAUUUUAAAAAUAUUUCACCAAGAUUAUACAGGGAAAGGUCCUGGAUUUUAUCAGCGCUUAACCAAAAAUGUCCGUUAAAUGUUUUAGGUUAGGCAUUCAAAUUUAGGGUAAGUAGUGAGGCAAGAAACCAGUACUAUGUUCUUUUUUGUAAACGAUAAAAAGAGAUCAAGUUGCAGUCCGGUUUUUAGAUUUUUUCAGAGGUAACAAUAUUUGUGGCUCUGUCAUUGUCAAAUUCAACCUGCGACCUUGCAACCUGAUGUCUCGCUUAAAAGGACCUGUGACCUUACUGUUUUAUUUAAAUGUUUUAUUUGCUUAAAAGUGAUAUGGAGACAUCUUCAAAUGUGACCUUGUGACCCUUACUGGAGCCACAUAUUUGAACAUGUGAUAAUCAGAUUAGAUCAGUUCAAUUGCAAGAAAACAUAUCUUUACCAGGAAGAUUUUUGUCAUUAUCUUUUCUAUUUACACUUUGUCAAAAAUUGAAUAAUGCUGAAGUGAUAUGAUACGAAAUAACUCUACUGGCCAAUUUGUUUUUUCUUCUUCACCAAUACGUAUAUAGUUAUCCAUGGGAAUGAGUUAUUCACUUUAUAAUUCAUAUUGAAUACAUUCCAUAUUUCAUUUUUAAGUUCAUGAUAUAUUGCUCACCAUUGUUUUCUGUAACCUUGGUUACAAAUUGUCACAUGCUACAAAUAUUUGGAGAAUUGAAAUACAUAAUGUUUUGCAAUACAUUGUUUCAUUCAAAUUAAUAAAAGCUUUAAUCUGUAUCAAUUUAAAAUCAUUUACAGUAGGUUUAUUGUUAUGGGUGUAAGAUAUUUAUGCUUUUUUGAAAGGGGAACUGGAUAAUUGCAGUUCAUUUAGAAUAGUAAAAUGUAUUUAUGUAUAGAUUUUUAAGGUCAGAAACACAGAAUGUCUGUUUACAUUAAAUGUAUGUGUCACAUAUAAAUGCCAACUUAACUUUUAUAAUUUAUAUCAAUGAAAGUUAACUGCAUGCAAGACUUAAUUCGUUUAUUUUUUCACAUUCACAAAUAAUCUUACAAUACAUAUGAAGGAAAGAUGUUAAUUUCAUGCAUCCUGUUGAUAUGUUAAACUUUCUAAUAGUAAAUGGUUGUUAAUGUAAAUGGUCAGAGGUAUUUCUUUUUUAUAAUAUAAAGACAGAUUUAUUUUUUUUGCUUUUUUUUUGUACUAUCAUUUUAUCACAAAUAAACAUUUUAUCACAAAUAUUAAUCUGUCACAAUUUUUAUUUAUUAAAGCUACCAUCUUUCUCGUAAUAUAAGGCCAUGUUGUAAUCAGUUUUCCACAUUAGGAGAAAAUUGUAAUGUGGUUCAUUUUGUGGAGUUUAAAUAUCACAAUUUUUUAGGCCACUCCAGUUUGUGAGGUUUAAUUUCAUAUUUUUCUUGUCUCUAAUUCACAAUUUUCUUUAAAAAUUAUAUUUAUGGGAGAAGUAAUUUUUGUGAAUUUACAUUAAUCGCAAAAUUUGUGUCGAAAAUAAACUGCUUUGGAAAAUUUCCCACUUUACAGCAUUGAAAUAAAUAUUAAUCAGUGACAUGUUUUGUUCAGGUGAUAUGACCUAAGAUUUAACUAUAUUUCAUUGGGAAAAAAAUUAUAUUCAACAUCCUAUAUUUUUAAACGCUUUAUAUAAAAUUCAUAUAGAGUGAACCUCUUGCAAUAGAAUUUAUUAACACUCCUAUGAUUUCAGUUGUAAAACCUCUGAUUGUUAUAGUACUACUUUUGUGAAAGAUUUGAGUUUAUGGCUACAUUUCAAAAACAAACUAAUUUGUUGAGGUGCUAAUGUCAAAUACACAGGGAAGGGGGGAGAUGUUGAAAAACAUUCAUUUUUCCAUCAGUGCUAAAAAUGUGUUAUGAGUGUAAUGCUGUAUAUUUUUAUGAAAGAUUGUUUUAACUGUUCAAUAAUUAAUAGUGUCAUUUUUAAAAGGUAGAUACUUUUAUUAUUAUAAAACAUAUUUAUACCGCUUUAAAAUGUUUUAAAAGAGAUAUUUUAAUUUAUUUUACAUACUAGAUUUUUAAAAAGAUGUUAUCAAAAAGGUUUUGUGUGAAGUGUGAUAGAUUGAAAGAUUUGUAUAUAUUAUAUCUGCUUAAAGGCGCAAAAUUUAUUUACACAAUUUCUUCACAAUUACAAAGAGACUAUGUUAUUAAAAAUGAUAUUAAUAUAUACUGUUUAUUGUAACUAUGUGUACAAAUAAGAGUAAUGUGGUAUGAAAAAAAGAAGAAACUUAAAAAUAAAUAUAAUGCCAUUAAAAAAAGAAUAGGCAAGUCUGCCAAAAGUCCAUGCUUUAAUAUAUAUUUUAAAUGGGAAGCUGGGUAUAUAGUUACUGUUUGCUUUGUAAUAUAAAAAUACACAGGGUUAUAACUCUAUCAAUUACCAUCCCGUCGACAAUUUUCAAAUUUAUAUUUGUCAAUAAUUUCUUAAGGUACCCGGUAUAUGCUUACAAGCUUUGAAUUAAGUUUUAUAAAAAGCAAAAAAAGAUUAGAGAAAAUUGUGAAGUGGUAAUAGAAAUACUUUGUUAUGACAUAUUUCAGAUGAUUUAAAUAAUUUCAUCACAAUAAUAAAAUAUUUUGACAAAUGUAUAUUCUAAUCUGUCCCCUUUUUUCAUCAAACUGAAAGCAUUGCAUGUAUUUUAAGCUUUCAUUUUAAUGUUUAAAUUGGUGCAUUGAACUUUACAUCAAUAUUGUUGAUUUGAAAAAAAAUAUUUAUGAGGGGUAACUUUCUCACAUUUAAAAUGAUUGCGAAAAUAACCAGAGCAUCAAAAUUUCAGAAUUUACAGUAUAAAUAUGAAGGUAUAUACCACUUCACAGGAGUGAAAGAUUUAAUAUUGUGUGUUUGUGUGUGUUUUUUUGUAAUGUUUUACAAUUGUGGUUGUAAAUAUUAUUUUAAGUCUAUAUAGCACUUUCACUGUAUUUCUUUUCUGUCUUGUAAACUUUUGUAAGACCUUUAUUUUUAAAUUUCUGAUCUCUCAUCCCACCUGUGACUUUAUUUUUCUCUUUUUCUUUUGCACUAAAAAUUUUGUUUUUAACUGUUUUAUAUUUUAUAUGGUAAAUUAAGAUUUGUCAACUGAAACUUAAUAUGUUUAUAGAAUGAAUAAUAGUUUACUAUUCUAUGUGUUUAGCAAUGUUGACAAGUUAGGUUAAAGCAAAAAAAUCAAAACUUUGUAUUAUACCGGAAGUUCUAGUAUUGAAAUAUACAAAUCAUUGCAUUGAUUUAAAAAGACAUCAGAACUGAUAUCAGCCUUGCUCACAUCAGAAGGAUGUUGUUUUGUAGAUACAUAUUACACUUGUAUAUUUUCAGGAGGCUAAAAAGGGAUUUAAUUCCUUUUCCUUUUUAAAUGCUUACAAUAAAUCUAUAAUCUAUAAAACUAUAACUGUCAGACCAAAGACCAAACAUAGGUUAACACAUAAAUUGUGUACUAAUUAUGCCUAAUGAUUAAUUACUUGAAGAUAUUUAUCA
Molecule: messenger RNA, 7110 nt
Organism: Mytilus californianus (California mussel)
Lineage: Eukaryota; Metazoa; Mollusca; Bivalvia; Mytilida; Mytilidae
Product: alpha-(1,6)-fucosyltransferase-like
Exons: 10
Coding region: 139-1842 (567 amino acids)
Biological process (GO): protein N-linked glycosylation
Cellular component (GO): Golgi cisterna membrane
Molecular function (GO): protein binding; glycoprotein 6-alpha-L-fucosyltransferase activity
Source: RefSeq, a predicted model, not a curated record